AUGUUGGCUGCUGCCCUAAAUGAAACGAUUGGACGUGAAGUAACGCCGGAAGCGGAAGUAGAGGUGGUAAUUUUCGAAAGAGUCCUACAUAGCGCUGACGAUGAAACGGAUUGGGACAGAACGCUUGCGACUCCGCCACCCGGGGACGAGGAGGAAGAGUUUUUGUCGGAAGAGGCUGAGUUUGCAGUAGAGAUUAUCUAUGACGUCACUGGGGACGAGGCAAAGCAGCGGUGCCAGCAGCAAAACGCCAGCCUCGCAUCCGUCCAUUCAGCCGAGGAGAACAAGCUUUUCUUGGACAUGGUACAGCAAGGGCUAGCAGCGCAGUCCAAAACCGCCUUGACCGUCUACUUCCCAGAGUGGACCGGUCCCACGCUGCUGCUUGGAGCACAUCGGUCACCGGGCAAUAACACUGCCUUCCUCUGGGAUGACGGCUCGGUGAUGGCCUACACGAAUUGGGAACAGGGACAACCGGACCAAGACGCGGGAAAAGACGAAGGUUGCUUGGAGCGCUCCGCAGCCGCAUGCCAGAAAUGGGCGUUCGGGGCCGUAAUCCCAAGCGUGGCUUCACCUGCAGCUCACAAUGGACGA
Molecule: messenger RNA, 588 nt
Organism: Mesorhabditis spiculigera
Lineage: Eukaryota; Metazoa; Nematoda; Chromadorea; Rhabditida; Rhabditidae
Source: the annotation of a GenBank genome assembly